Molecule: messenger RNA, 591 nt
Organism: Zychaea mexicana
Lineage: Eukaryota; Fungi; Mucoromycota; Mucoromycetes; Mucorales; Lichtheimiaceae
Exons: 1
Coding region: 60-353 (97 amino acids)
Source: RefSeq, a predicted model, not a curated record
CUUUCCUCUUUCUUGUUCUUUCUUUUUCCUUUCUUCAAAAAUAAAAUCUGCAUAAUAACAUGUCUACCGAAGUCCAUGGAAAAAACGCCUUUCAAAACAGAGGAAAGCAUCAUUCAGCUUCAAAUACCAACACCACUAGCGCAGCAACGAGCAACGGUUCGACGGCAAAGCCAGCACGGUCCAUGUCUUUGACGACCAGAGAUAAACUUUUGGAUAUGGCACGAGAAGAAUAUGCACGACAAUUAUGCAAGUUUACCGAAUCUCAAAUGAAGAAACAACAGCGGAUGACAACAUCACCUUCAAUGACGGGGAUGGACAGAAAAUCAAGCAUCAUGUCGUUUGAUCGCAGCUGAUCAAUCAAACAAAAUAUGCUGCAGCCGCACGCGUGCUUUUGCCUGCGACAUACCCUCAAUGUAUUUACAAGUGUUGCUGAAAGGGAGGGGAGCAGGAUUGUUUCACGGGUUUUCUGAUCGACGAUCCAUUGCAGCGCUUGUUCGAUUAUAUGCAUUAAGACUGUGUAGUUGCAAUAUUGCUACUUUAUAAAAUCCACCAAUUAUAAUAACACGAUACCUUUUCAUAUAUUGCUCUAAU